CUUUUUCUUCAGAAAUACAACAUAACAAAUUUCGCAAGUAUGCAAUUAUUCACUCUGCUGCCUUUUACCUUUGCCAUUCUGGCAUCUGCUGCAAAGGGGAGUGGUCCAUCACCAGAGCCUUUUGCCCUUGUAUUCUCACAUGAAAAUUAUAAGGGCAGCCGAACCUUGGUUGACAACCAAUGUACUCCCCUCGAUUCUCUUUACAUCGGUUCUAUCUUCAUACCAACAAUUAAAGGCCAUACGAUCAAGUGUUUCCUGUAUAGUGACGAAGACUGCACUCAUGAUUCGGUGGUGGUCUCUUAUGCUACGUCCGAAGAAAGUAUCCCUAACAAGAUUUCGGACCAGACGAUGUCGGCUGAAUGCCUUUAUUUCUAAAUUAAUAUUAACUACUUGGAGACGGAUGGUUCGCCGGGUCACUGCCAUUUUUGUUUUGGGAAUUGAAACAAGCUUUCUUUUCUCUAGUAGUCGGUUUUGUGUAGAUUGAAGUUAGUUUUGUGUAGAUUGAAGAUAUGCAAAUAACAUGGGGCUG
Molecule: messenger RNA, 529 nt
Organism: Trichoderma virens Gv29-8
Lineage: Eukaryota; Fungi; Ascomycota; Sordariomycetes; Hypocreales; Hypocreaceae
Exons: 4
Coding region: 140-484 (114 amino acids)
Source: RefSeq, a predicted model, not a curated record